Molecule: messenger RNA, 2516 nt
Organism: Xiphias gladius (swordfish)
Lineage: Eukaryota; Metazoa; Chordata; Actinopteri; Istiophoriformes; Xiphiidae
Exons: 19
Coding region: 26-2146 (706 amino acids)
Molecular function (GO): kinase activity; pseudouridylate synthase activity
Source: RefSeq, a predicted model, not a curated record
GCACUGAAGAAGUGUCACUCUCAAAAUGAACAGAAUUAGCUUGCUGAAGAGAGCCCCUGCACUCAUCCUGAGAAGAGGAAUUACAACUUAUCAGAGCAAAUGUUGCAAAAAUGACAGCCUCAUCAGAGUUCAUCCAUCUGUGUCACAAGCGUUGGCAGAAAACAAACCAGUGGUUGCCCUUGAGAGCACUAUUAUCACACAUGGCAUGCCCUAUCCACACAACCUGAGCACGGCAAAGGAGGUGGAGGCUAUUGUACGUGCUGAAGGGGUCACUCCAGCCACGGUUGGAGUGAUCGAGGGCAAGGUCCACGUUGGUCUGUCGCCAGAGGAGCUUGACCACCUCGCCCGCUGCAAGAGCUCCCUGAAGGUCUCCCGCCGUGAUCUGCCAUACGUCGUCAGCAAAGGCCUGUCCGGAGGAACGACAGUGUCAGCCACUAUGAUAGCGGCACAUCGAGCUGGCAUCCCUGUGUUUGUCACAGGGGGCAUUGGAGGAGUUCACAGAGAUGGUGAAAACAGUCUGGACAUCAGUGCAGAUUUGACAGAGCUGGGCAAGACUCCCAUUGCUGUGGUCUCUGCUGGGGUCAAAUCUAUUCUGGACAUCGGUCGCACCCUUGAAUUCCUUGAGACACAGGGUGUCUGUGUGGCCACUUAUGGAAAGUCAAAGAAUUUCCCAGCGUUCUUCUCUCCACAAAGCGGAUUCACUUCCCCUUGCCAAGUCGGCAACCCUGCGGAGGCUGCAAAACUCAUUGCGAGCGCCCUGUCCCUGGGUCUUGAAAGUGGUGUCCUGUUGGCGGUGCCCAUCCCAGAGGAGCAUGCAGCUGCAGGCCAACAGAUAGAAGAAGCUAUACAGGCUGCUGUGACAGAGGCAAGUGCUAAAGGUAUCACAGGCAGAGAUGUGACGCCAUUCAUUCUUCAGAAGGUCAGUGAGCUGACUAAAGGAAAGUCCCUCCAGGCCAACAUUGCUCUCAUUCAUAACAAUGCUAGAGUUGGAAGUCAGAUAGCCUGUGCACUGUCAAAACAAAUGAAUGAGAGAAAGUUGAGAAGCAAAACUCAUCAUUCUGGAAAACACUUGUCACAAUCAGAACCAGAUAUUGUCGUCAUAGGAGGAAUAAAUGUGGAUUUUAUUGCUAAAGGAAAAACGAAAACAAUUCAUUUUGGACAGACUAACCCAGGAAGUGUCUGUCUGUCAUUUGGUGGUGUAGGAAGGAACAUUGCUGACUCUCUGAGUCGAUUAGGCCACAGACCUCUGUUCAUCUCAGCUACUGGAGCUGAUUCACACAGUGAUGCAGUGUUAAACUACUGUAAACAUAUGAACACAAGUGGUGUGGCCAGGGUGCAAGAGCAAACCACAGCUACUUACUGUGCUGUCAUCACUGAGAGUGGAGAACUGAGUCUUGGAUUGGGAGACAUGGACAUUCACCAGCAAAUCACAGAGCAGUAUGUGUCACAGUUUGAGAAGCAGCUUUCAUCAGCCACUCUUGUGUGUCUUGAUGGAAAUAUCCCUGUCUCCACCAUCGACUAUGUUUGUUGUAUUGCCAGAAAGCACAACAUCAAUGUUUGGUAUGAGCCAACGGAUUCAGAAAAGGCUUGUAAGCCCUUCCUGUCAGACGCCUGGAAGUCUCUUUCCUAUUCAUCCCCGAACCUGGCGGAGCUGUGCACCAUGAACAAAACACUGGGAAUCCCAACACCUGAAGUGACCGAGUUUCCAAGCUGUCUUGAGGAGGUGCUGAAUGUUGCCGUGGCUCUCUCGCGCCCCCUCCUGGAGCAUCUUCACUGUGUGGUGGUGACUCUGGGGGCUAAUGGUGUGUUGGUGUGUGGAGAGCAUGAUAGAGGCUCAGUCAACCUGCAGCCAAGGAAACAGAAGAGGAGAAGACAGCUUUGUGCUGUACACUACCCAGCGCUGACUGUGACCGCAGAAGAGACAAUGAAUGUAUCAGGAGCAGGAGAUAGUCUUGCUGGUGCUUUGAUGGCAGGGAUUCUCCGGCGGCAAGACACUGACAGCUGUGUUCGGAUGGGGCUCCUGGCUGCACGGCUGUCCCUGGCAUCAUCGCACCCCAUCGCCCCCACGCUCACCUUAGACUCUGUGGAUCCCAGCAAAGUCCAGAUUCAGAACUGGCCCAAACCAAGCUACAGGUGGAUAGAUUAAAAAUAUUUUCAGUCAUGGAACAUUAUUGGAGCAAUGUGUGGGGAAUUUGGUUUAUUUUGCUUUGGAUUGAUUUUUAAUAGUUGUUUCUGUAUUUUAUAAUUUUCAUCUUUAACGCUGUGUAACACCGCAAGUAAAUGAAUGUAAGAAGAUUACACAUUAUACAAAAACCAAUAAAUACGAAUUUAAUUUGAUAUUUUAGAUUGUUCUAAUUGAUAUUUUGAAAAAACACAGAAAAUAACCACUUUUUCCUAUGCUUUACUUGAACUCAUGAUUAAAAAUCCUUGUACAUAAAUGAUGUAAGAUUAUACAUUGUAUGGAACUCUGGUGUUUUGAUUCCUUAUAAUAGAGAAAAGUACAUAUAUAUAUAAUA